Molecule: messenger RNA, 2898 nt
Organism: Phragmites australis (common reed)
Lineage: Eukaryota; Viridiplantae; Streptophyta; Magnoliopsida; Poales; Poaceae
Exons: 5
Coding region: 434-2659 (741 amino acids)
Source: RefSeq, a predicted model, not a curated record
AUCCCAGCAGCGCCAGAGAGAGAGAGAGAGAGGACAGUGGAAAGGGAGAGCUUCGUCCCCCUCCUAUAUCGGCUGGUUCUUGCCCACCCGAGCAAGCGCCCAACGCAGCGGUCCAGAGCAGAGCCAGCCAAACGGAAUGAGUACAGGAGAGGGGAGAGAGAGAGGAGAGGAUCCUUGACUUGUUGCACUUGGAUGUGACGCGGGCGAGCCCUCUCUGACCGGACCUGCGUCGUGCUCGUGGCUACCGCAAGGAUCGCGCUUUCCUUCCGGGGUCGCAGUCCGUCGGCGAAGCAGCAGGGGUAUCCCACGAGUGGUGCGGGUGGGCGGAGCUCUGGUUCCCAGCCUUUCCUUCUUCCACAGGAAGCCUGAGGAGAGCGGAGAAGAGACGCCCGGAUUUCCGCCAAAAGAGUAAUGUGCUUAAGGAGUUACGAUAAUGGCUUCAUUGGUACCUGGUGUCCUUGUGAAACUCCUUCAGCAUAUGAACACGGAUGUUAAAGUCGCAGGCGAGCAUCGGUCAUCGCUUCUUCAGGUUGUCAGCAUUGUUCCAGCGCUUGCCGGGAGUGAUCUUUUCACCAACCAAGGGUUCUACCUUAAGGUGUCGGAUUCAUCCCAUUCAACCUAUGUUUCCCUUCCGGAGGAACAGCAUGAUCUCAUCUUGAGCGACAAGAUUCAGCUAGGCCAGUUCAUCCAUGUAGACCGUCUAGAGGCAGCUACUCCAGUACCCAUCCUUAGAGGAGUUCGGCCAGUUCCUGGUCGCCAUCCUUGUGUUGGCAACCCUGAGGAUCUUGUAGUAACCAGUUCCUCGAAUUUUCAUGGCAGCAAGAAGGCACAACCAACCAAUGGAUUGAAGGAUGCCAGCAGCUUGUCACUAGAAAAGGAAAAGAGCAAGUUGGAGAAAAUAAAUGCUAUGCACAAGCCCAUUGGGGCAGAAAAUAAGAAGCCGCUGCUCACCAAAUCAAACUCUUCUCUGUCAAAACAAGCUGUGAACGGGAUUGGUGAUAAGAAGGAUGCAAUUAAAUCAAAGGCGAAGCCUGCUAUUACUAGGUCAACACCUUCAUCUCCAACCAGUGUCUAUUCUCUACCUCCAUCAUUCGACAGAUUCUCUAAUGAUCUGAAACAGAGAAACAAAGUAAAAGGAGCCGAGAAAGCAUCGUCUUCUAGGCUUUCCUUGUUAGAAAAGGCAGCUUCUGUUUUGAAGGUUACUACUGCUGGGAGGAAGUCCUCUGCUGGUAAUUUGAUCAGUAGCUCUGUGUUGAGUAUUGGAUCAGGGCCAAAGGCCUUGAGAAGAAGCUGGGAAGGAAACAUGGAUUCGAAAGGAAAAGGCAAUUCAGAAUCGAAAACAACCAAAGCUGACAGAAAGUCUGAGAACAAGAGCACAAUGACUCCUAGACGAAAGCCACCAGGGGAUGAGAAGGUGUCACAUAAAGAUGAUAGUAUGAUUCAGAAAGCUGCUAGGAAGAGCACUGCAAUUGCUCCUUCAGAUGAUGCCGACAAAACAAUUAAGAAGCAUCCUCCUGCUGUAAAGAGAACAUCUGGGGUUUUAAGCAACUCAAAUGUUACAAAUUUAGUCAAGAUUCCCCCCAACAGCAAAAAAUUAACAGAUGCUAGCACUUCGUGGACAUCAAUUCCUCCAUCACUUGCAAAAUUAGGAAAGGAGCUUCUGAAGUACAGGGAGUCAGCACAAAUGGCUGCCGUCGAAGCCAUGCAAGAAGCUUCUGCUGCAGAGAGCUUGCUCAGAUGUUUGAGCUCGUACGCGGAGGUGAGCUCCACGGCGGAGGAGCAGAACCCACAGCAGGCCGUCGAGCAGUUCCUUGCCCUCCACGCUGCGCUUUCGCGUGCCACGGUGAUCACCGACACCCUCACCAAGCCUGCCGCCUCUGUAGCCUCGCCGGACCACUCGGCGGCCAGCGACUCCGGAACGGUGGCCUCCGCCACCGACGAGGAGGCCGCCGCCGUUGCGGCUGAGCGCCGACGCCGAGCUACGUCCUGGGUGAGCGCCGCGCUCGCCACCGACCUCUCUGCCUUCGGCCUCUACAACCUAAAACCGGUCCCCGCCACGGUCUCCUCGCCGCUGGCCGUGGUGGUCGUGGACGAGUCCGCGAAGCCGGCGACGGCUGCGGUCACGGCUACGAAGUCGUCGCCAUCGCCGAAGUCGCGGAUGUCCCCUGCUAAGGGGAAGGCGAGGAUGGGCCCGGGUGCUGCGGCGGCCUCAGCGGCGCUGACGACGACGCCCGCUCUGCCAGACUGGGAGAGGGGAGGAGGCACUGAAGAGAGGGGCGAGCUGGCGAGGCGGCUCGGGGAGGAGUCGAGGGGUUGGUUCCUCGGCUUCGUGGAGCGGUUCCUGGACGCCGACGUGGCGGCGGCCGCGCCGUGGGACCGCGAGCGCGCGGCCAGGAUGCUCCCGCAGCUGAAGCGCGUCAACGACUGGCUCGGAGAGAUCGGGAAGCGCAGCGAGACUCCUCCGCCGGACGCGGACGGCGAGGCGACAGCCGCCGCCGCCGCCCCGGUUGCCGCGAACGGCGGCCGCGGCGUGCCCGAGGAGACGAUCGAGCGGCUAAGGAAGAAGAUCUACGAGUAUCUCCUCACCAACGUCGACUCCGCCGCCGCAAUGCUCGUCGGCGGCGGGGCGGCCGCGCCGGCGAACGGGAAGGAGGGGUGACGCGGAUCGGAGGCCCUAAUUGGGCCGCUACUAUCGUGAAAUUUGAUUGGGCCAAGAAAUGGGCUUGGUUAGCUAAUGUAGGGUGUUUUUGUUUCCUUGUUGAGCCUUUGGGUUUUUUCUUUUCUUUCUGUUUCUUUUCUUCAAGGUUACAGAAAAGAAAAGGUGAUGACGAAUUGACUUGUAUUUAUCACUGAUGUUGAUUGGGAAACUCUGGAUUAUAUUGCUCGAUUGGGUGGAUU